Dentiscutata heterogama is the source of this 124-nucleotide messenger RNA. The record is from the annotation of a GenBank genome assembly. NCBI's taxonomy places the organism in Eukaryota, Fungi, Glomeromycota, Glomeromycetes, Diversisporales, Gigasporaceae.
AUGAAAGGUCCAAAAAGUACAAAAAGUAUAAAAGAUAUAAAAGGUAUAAAAGAUACAAAAGAUAUAAAAGGUAUAAAAGGUAUAAAAAGUAUAAAAGGUAUAAAAGGUAUAAAAGAUAUAAAAG